Messenger RNA from Falco peregrinus (peregrine falcon), 2984 nucleotides. It is a transcript of the gene LURAP1, whose product is annotated as leucine rich adaptor protein 1. The record is from RefSeq and is a predicted model, not a curated record. Bases 83 to 991 code for a protein of 302 amino acids. Lineage: Eukaryota; Metazoa; Chordata; Aves; Falconiformes; Falconidae. The transcript is spliced from 2 exons. Gene Ontology annotation, biological process: positive regulation of cytokine production; positive regulation of canonical NF-kappaB signal transduction.
GGGGCCGGCGCGGCGGGGCGGGGCCGGGUCUCGGGCCGGGGUGACAGCGCGGCCGCCGCCCCGGCGCCGCCGCCCCACCCGCAUGGAGGGCGGCGGGGAGGCGCUGCCCGCCGACCUGCGGGAGCUGGCCAGCAAGGUGGGACGGCGGCCGCCCGCCGGGCUGCUGCGGGGGCUGCGGGCCGAGACCGCCCCCGCGCCGCCCGCACCGCCCGCGCCGCCCGCACCGGCCCACGGCGCCCGCCCGCCGCUCGCCGACCGCCCGCCGCUCGCCGACCGCCUCCGGGCGCUCCGCCUCGAGCUGGCCUACCUGCGAGCAGUCGACGUGAAGAUCCUGCAGCAGCUGGUGGUGGUGAACGAGGGCAUUGAGGCAGUGAAGUGGCUGCUGGAGGAGAGGAGCACCCUGACCAGCCGCUGCAGCAGCCUUGCCAGCAGCCAGUACAGCCUGGUGGAGAGCCAGGCGGCCUCGCGGCGGGGCAGCUGGGACAGCCUGCAGGACCCCAACGACAGGCUGGACAGCAUCUCUGUUGGUAGCUACCUGGACACCUUGGCCGAUGACAUGGAUGAGUAUUCCCAAAACGCCACUGAAACUGCUGUUGCAUCCACACCAGGCAGAGCCCUGGUCAGGGCAGAGCAGGACUGGGUCAGGAUCGACCCCGAGAGGGGUCUUGCAAAGCAAGAGAAGGGCAAAGCGGAGCACGAGUGGCCCCAUGUGGACCUCUCCCCACCCAGGCUGCCUCAGGAUCACCGGUUUGCUAAGGAGCCCCAGGUGGCCAACGGGUAUUUGGGCCAGCAGCCCUCCUCUCUGGAACCAGACAGAGACACCAAAUUGCCAUCGGGGGCCAGGGAGAGGCUGGGGAAGGGGAACCUGGGUGGGAAGGCUUGGAAAGCUGAGGCUGACUUCGAGAACUGCAAACUCAACAGCAAACUGCACGUGGAGUACGAUGCCCACUGGCGCUGGCUCCAGUCUCAGGAUGAUGUGACAUUCUUGUAGCCUGUGGCUUCACCUUCCCACUCCAGCUGUCCCAACUGCGCGCUCUGCUUCAGUUGUCUCUUCUUGGGAGAGCUGGGGUGGCUGGAGAGAAGGGGGGCAGGCUGGCUUGAUGGUAUUGCAUUGUUCCCCCCAUCAGUGUUUGGUGAUACAGCCCUAAGGGAUGGGAUGCCUGCCCUGUGGCAAAUUUCUGGGAGAGGUGGGAUGAGGUGGGUCCCUGUAAAUCUAAUCUUUUGUUCUGGGGUGAUGCUUGCAGGUGGCUAGUUACUCCUGUGUUGUCCUUGGUGUUGGUGGCAGGGAAGGGUGGGUGAGGAAACCUGGGACAGUGGGACUCCUGGGACCUCUCCCCUCAAAUUCUCAUUCUCCUGUCUGCAAGCACUUCCCCCAAGCUGGCUACCCAGAGAGGACGGGAGAUGCUGCUAUACAGCCACAGCUCAGUGGCACCAGCAUUCGAGGUGCGGGGCGGGACCAUCAGCAGGGCAUCCCUGUAGGAUGUGCUCAUUUCCAUCAUCAUCUUCAAGGCCAGUGUCCAUCCAAGGUAGAGUCGACGUGGAGUACCUGGGAUGUGACCGCAGCAUGUGGUGGCAGCUAAGCCCCCCCUCCCUGAGGUGAAGCCUUGCCUGCUUUAAAUGCCUCUGCGAAGCCGAUCUGAAGCCUGAUCAGGGAGGUCGCUGUAGCUGCUUCUGUUGGGCUGGGGAUCCUUUGCCUGCCCUCUGGGGGAAGGAUGACGGUGCAGACUUCCCUCCCCGAUGUGAUUACAUGAGAGGGGCAAAGCACUGGGUGGGAGACGGAGAUCCAGUUCUCCCAGUUUGUUUCUGGACUGUCUUCCACCUUGGGACCAGGUCCUGCAAUAAACCCUGGGCUGUGGUGGAAGUACAGGCAGCCUGAUGGAGCCUGUGGGGUUCAGACUCAGAAAGGCUCUUGCUUUCCCCUGGCGCAGUGUGAUGGGGGUGAGAGCUGGCAUCUCCAUCUGUGUGAUGAGUGGUGUCAGGUCUCUGCUUCCUACCAGCGACCAGAAACGUGAGCCUCCUCUGUCGGGGUGGAUUUGCAGCAACCUGCACUGGAGACAUCUCCUCUGUCCUUUUAGCCUUGGCUUCUGCCUGUGCCUUUUACUGUCUGUCCACCAUACCUCCCAGCACACCCUUUGCUGGCUUGUAGAGCAUGGCUUGCAGCUGGAGCUGUGCGAGAGCUUGGGCAGGACCUGCUGCCGUCACCAGAUGAUGCAAGGAAGGACCUGAGUAUCCUGCAACCACCUGCUUCAAGGAGAGGGGCUCUUCCACAUGUGUGGACAAGCCUGGAGGGUCUUGGCUUCACAACCCAUGGGUGCAUCCGUCCCUAGCCAAGUGCUGUGACAGCUUUGCUCUUGCCACAGCGCUGUUGUUCCUCUGCCUGCCUGGGUGGCAGCCUGGCUCUUUCUUUGCUGGGGUGGGUGGUGGGAGUGGGGACAACAUCUGAUGUCCAUGGGAAGUGAAGAGAGAGGGAAGGCCUGGCUGUGACUCUUCCUAGAUACGAGAUGUGGCCUGGCUGUGGUUGGGUGCACAACAGGUUCAGCUUUCUGUCUCUCAAGCAGCAUCUUCAGUGGAAACUACCCUCUGUGCCGAGACCCCCGAGCACCUUCCCUUCCCCUGCAGAUCCUUAGGGCUUGCCCAGAUGGACAUGGAAAGCAGGACAAUGUCCAAAAUUCCUGGAGAUGGCACCUGCUGAGGACUUGAGGGAAUCCCAACAAACCAGAACCGGGUUGCCCUAUGCGAGCAUCCCAUCUGCCUGCCCUGGAGCAGCCAUGCUUGGCUGCGAGCAGCUCGUGGCUCCCUGUGCUCUGCUGCUGCUGCUGAGCCACCAUGUCCCCCAAGGCUGGCUGUUCCCCGCUUUCCUUCUAGCCCUGCAUGCGAUGAAUCAGCUGAGGGUCCCUGGGGGAGACAGGGUAAGUCCUCCAGUACUGUUAAAAUCAUUCUCAACAAAAAAUAGCUGACUUAAUAAAUGGUAGUGUUUCUCCCAG